Messenger RNA from Centropristis striata (black sea bass), 4189 nucleotides. RefSeq names its product heat shock protein 70 family, member 13 (gene hspa13). Gene Ontology annotation, molecular function: misfolded protein binding; ATP-dependent protein folding chaperone; heat shock protein binding. Gene Ontology annotation, cellular component: plasma membrane; cytosol; cytoplasm. Gene Ontology annotation, biological process: cellular response to unfolded protein; vesicle-mediated transport; protein refolding. Bases 498 to 1820 code for a protein of 440 amino acids. The transcript has 5 exons. NCBI's taxonomy places the organism in Eukaryota, Metazoa, Chordata, Actinopteri, Perciformes, Serranidae. The record is from RefSeq and is a predicted model, not a curated record.
UCUAAAAUAAAAAAAUAACAAAGUGAAGGAAUUGUAAAUAAUGGAAAUUAACAAGAAAAUAAAAAUAUAUACAUUGUAUUUAAUUUAAACUAAAUGUUAAUACAAUAAAACUGCAUUAAUUACAAUUUUGGACGUACUCACCUUUUUUAAAUAAAUUUAAAUAAAUAAAGAGUCCUGGCUCUGUCUGAUUGGCUUAGACGACUCACGUCACGAAACGUUCCUGUCACGUAAAAUGUCGCCAGGCUUGAUGGGAAAUGUAGUGCGAUACUAACAUAGGUUGAGAUAUCCACCGCUUAGAUGUUGUCAGUCUCAAACGACAUUACCCAGCAUCCACCAGGAGCAGUGCAACGUUGACGUGUAUUUGUUAGUAGUCCGGAAAAACUCCAAUUUAACAUCAUCCACUUGUGAAAGCCGGACAUCAUUUUGCCUCAACUUGAACAAAUUGACGGACAUUUUGGGAAUUUUUAAGCGGUGGGUGACUUCGCAAGUGUGUGACGAUGUCCGGAGAAAUUUCUAUGAUCGGUUCUGUGAUCCUGGCCCUGUUCCUGGCAGGCUACCUGGGCCAGCAGUACUUACCGCCCCCCACACCCAAAGUGAUCGGCCUGGAUCUGGGUACCACCUUUUGCUCUGUCGGCGUCUUCCAUCCGGGCAGCGGGGAGGUGGAGGUGAUAGCAGAUGAUGAGGGCAGGAGGAGCAUCCCCAGCGCCGUCUCCUUCACCACCACCGCGGUCCUGGCUGGACACCAAGCCGUGGACCUGGCCGACAGCAACCCGCAAAACACCGUCUACGAUGCCAAGAGGUUCAUCGGGAAGAUAUUUGAGGCGGAGGUCCUGGAGCAGGAGAGUGCUCGGUACCCGUUUCAGGUGAUUAACAACAACGGCAGUGCAGAGUUUCUGAUCUCCACCAACCACACCUUCACUGUGAGCCCGGAGUUCAUCGGCUCUCGGCUGCUGCUGAAGAUGAAGAAAAUGGCUGAGGAACAACUGGGCGUUCCCAUCCAGAAAGCGGUCAUCUCAGUGCCUGCAGAGUUUGAUGAGAGACAGAGGAACUACACUGUCAGAGCCGCCAACCUCGCUGGCCUGGAGAUCCUUCGUGUGAUCAACGAGCCCACAGCUGCAGCCAUGGCCUACGGCCUGCACAAGGUGGACGUGUUCAACGUGCUGGUGGUGGACCUCGGGGGAGGAACUCUGGAUGUUUCUCUGCUCAACAAACAGGGAGGCAUGUUCCUGACCAGAGCCAUGGCAGGCAAUAACAAGCUGGGAGGUCAGGACUUCAGCCAGAGGUUGCUCCAGUACACCACAGAGAGAGUCCGACAGGAGUUUGGCGUCCCACCCACUCUAAAAGAGGACAUCCACCGUCUCCGUCAGGCUGUGGAAGCCGCCAAGCUCAACCUCACCCUCCACCCCAGCGCCACCAUCAGGGUGCCCCUGCACCUUCACACCCACGACGGCUCUGAGUCACCCGAAGGCGCCGCUCCGGUCCUCUUCCAGGCUGAGAUCACUCGCGAGCUGUUUGAGGAGCUCAACGAGGACCUUUUCCAGAAGAUCCUGGCUCCCCUUGAGACUGUGUUAGCCGAGGGCCACCUGAAGAAAGAAGACGUGGACGAGAUUGUUCUGGUGGGAGGGUCCACCAGGAUACCGCGGAUCAGGAGGCUGAUCAGCGAGUACUUUGGGAAGGAGCCCAACACGUCAGUAGACCCUGACCUGGCUGUGGUCACAGGUGUGGCCAUUCAGGCCGGCAUCAUGGGCGGCUCCUGGCCCUUACAAGUGAGCGCUAUAGAAAUCCCCAACAGACACCUGCGUAAGACGAACUUCAGCUAAUCUUUAGCAAGAUUAUUUAUUACGAUAAAACAGAUGCCUCAAAGACUGUUCCAUGCUUCGCUAAUGUGCAUUAUUUAAAAUCUGCUGAAGUGAGAAAAAUGAGCAACAAAAGACACUGUCAUCAAAUGAAGUCAUGUAAGAUACUCAGGUUUUAGUUUUGACAAAGGUGAUGGCAGAAAAAAUGUGAUUAUCAUUAGGGAUGUAACGGUACUCUGGAGGCAGCUAAUCGGUGAUGCAGCUAUAUGCCGAUUCAAAACGCCAGUGGAGGCUGUCUACUUUGGACUUCUAGGUCGCAUGCAUCAGUAUCUGUGUCAACAGAUCAUCAGGUGAAUGUUUUCACAUUUAAGAUGCACCAUUUUGGCGAUCUAAUUAGUGGAAAGCUAAUUUUGCGCGCUGUUAGCUCUGACGAGUUGCAUUUGGAUGCGCUACAACUACGACCUGGAGGAAUCCAGAGAAGAGUCGGAAAAUAAGAUGCGAGAGCAGGUGACAGACAAGAAAAAAAGAGUACGCACUGUGAAUGUCCAGAAAUAUAAAUUUUUGCCUAAAAAUUGCUGAUAUCCUUAAAACAUUAAAAUAGUGACAAAAAGAAAGAAAUAUGCAUUGCAUAUAUUAGCCCUACCUCGUGAAAUAUAAAAUAAAUUAAUUUAAUGAAGAAAAGAUAAAAUAUUUUGUAGUUUUUGUCUGAGGAACAAAGGUAUUUCUUUUUUCACUCAUAAUUUGUCCUCCAUCUCAUCUUGUUAAAAAAUAUCGUUCCAAAACUGUAUCUUAAACACGUUAUUGUGCAUCGGAUCGAAUCGUAUCGUUACAUCUCUAAUGGUUGUUCUGAACCAUGACAACGUUCCUCUUCAACAGAUGUUGAGGACUGUUGAAAGCUGUAGAAGUGAACCGUCCUGUUCUUGUUUUUGAAGUGACAGCUGCUUUUGUUGAAGCUAUAGCAGAAAUAACAGCGAAAAAACUGAUGAAAUGUGAAUGAGAAGCCUUGUGUAUCUACUGACCCAUUAAGCUUUGUUCAUGAUGCUUAUUCACGGUAGAUACUUUAACGGUGUACGAUUCAGGGAACAACCUUUAAAAGGACUUGUAGAGAAGCCAGUUGAUCUUCAGCUAUUUAUUUAUUUAUUUCCGUUAAGUGUGAGUGUGUGUUUUGCAGGCCUUUGAUGAAUUUUUACAUCUUUCCAUAACCACGUGUGCUUGUGCCUGUUCAGAAAGCUGCUAUAUAGUUUAAAUCAAAGCUCAGACCUGAACCACUGAAGGUCCUUGUCCAGGUCCCUGUGCAGAGGAAAGGCCUUAGUGUAAAGAUGUAGUCAUGUAUAUAUCAUUUCAAACACAUUCACUGCAAUAGUGACUUCUCGUCUUUUAAAUAAGGUUUUUCUGGUCAGCUGCGCAGUCCCCCCCAAUGAUGGAGAAAGCCUUAAUGUUCACACAGUACUGUAAACUUUUUAAUCAUUGGCUUCAUUUCUGUAUUUGAAUGAAAUAUAGACUGUAUAAUUAGUCUCAGAGUAAAAGAGAAGUCAUGCUCAGUGCUGCACUUUGAGGACUUCCACUUGUUGGCCAACUUUCCUUUUUUUGUGCAAUAGUGCAUGCUUUAUUUAAACACACUUAAUAUAAUAUUUCCUCUGCAUAUCAGAGGAAAGCACAGUAGCCUGCUUCGGCUGUACUGUAGGUAGAGAAGGUCAACCGUGGUUGUCCCACAGAAGGACCAAAGCUUUGCUUACUGCUGCCUUUAAAUGGGAUUAUGUUCACAUUUACGAGGUUUGUUGGACUUCGUGAUUGGUUUGAGGUUGACUGGGCGCCUUAAUUUGGACGGACUCUUCUAAUAAGUUGGUGUGAGGAAAAUCGGUUUCACCUGCACUUACACGUGCAUCUCAAUACAUUAGAUUAUCAUGGAAAAGUCAAUUUCCAAGUCAAAUAUCCCCAACAAGUAUUGAGUCAUAUAGAUGGACAUAAAUGUAAGCCAUAAUCAUUAUAAUUAGAAUAAAUUAAAUAAAUUAAGACAUGAAAUGUUUCAUUCUGUGUGUAAUGGAUCUAUAUAAUGUGUUAUUUCCACUUUUUUAAUUGAAUUACUGACAUAAAUAAACUUUCUAUGAUGUUGUAAUUUAUUGAGAUGAACCUGUAUUCUGACUAGGCUGAUUAUUGGACAUCUAGUAUGGAAGAUGAUUUCCAUUUGUCUUUGGAAAACCCAGAACUUCAGAUGGCCCAUUGUAACCAUUUUACAACCAAGAACUCAACUCGCCUACAUUCCUUUAAAAAGUAUUGCCUUUUUGUUGCCAAAUGUCAUUCAGUAGGUGUAUUUAUUAUUGGAUCUACUUUCAAAUGUUGAUAUAUUGAUAUAUAAUACUAGAGCCUUUACUAAAGAUGAAGCAAAUCUGCGA